Messenger RNA from Cimex lectularius (bed bug), 4439 nucleotides. Its product is annotated as collagen alpha-1(V) chain-like. The transcript is spliced from 24 exons. The coding region runs from base 133 to 4431 and encodes 1432 amino acids. Lineage: Eukaryota; Metazoa; Arthropoda; Insecta; Hemiptera; Cimicidae. The record is from RefSeq and is a predicted model, not a curated record. Gene Ontology annotation, molecular function: extracellular matrix structural constituent.
AAUUACUGUACCUUUUGAGGGAUUUGCUUUAAGUUCUUGUUUGGGGGGAGUAACUCGAUUUGGUGUGAGAAUAUGUGAAAAUGUGAAAUAGAAUUGCUGAAAAUAAUUGGCACACCAGAUGCUGCAUAUGAGAUGUGCAAAAAGGACGCUAAGGACUGCCAAGCCGAGCAAGGUGGCGAAAGGCCGGUUGUAACUUUUGAAGAAAGGCCGGUUGUUACUUUUGAAGAAGGUACAGAAGAUAGUAUUGAGGAGGAAAGUACGGAACAUCCAUUUUACCCUACCGACGUUACGACAGCUUUGCCCACUUAUGAGUACAAUGAGACGUAUUACAACACGACAACACAGGGGUAUGAUGAAGGAGGAGAAGGAAUUGUUGUUUUUGGUCCAAGAGGAUACGCUGGCCCACCAGGUCCUCCGGGACCUCCAGGACCAAAGGGUGAUCCAGGAAGAGAGGGUCUCCCUGGAUCUCAUGGUGUCCCUGGACCACCAGGCCAUGUCUUCCUCAUUCCAUUAAAUUUCCAAAGUAAUGAUAAGGGUCCAGACUCACAAGCUGACCAGUUUAAACAACUCCUAGCCCAGCACAUGAUGUCCAUGAGAGGGAGUGAAGGGCCUCGAGGACUGACUGGUGUCGCUGGACCUGACGGGCCCCCUGGUCCAGAAGGACCAAAAGGCGAGACAGGAGAAAUAGGGGAAAUUGGACCAAGAGGUUUCCGGGGCCUGCCAGGCCUUCCAGGCAGGGAAGGGAGGAGAGGAAGGCCUGGUAGAGACGGGGAAAGAGGAAGUACAGGUCUACCUGGUAAUAAGGGUGAAAUCGGCCCUAUGGGACAGCAAGGGAUGCCGGGAGAAAAAGGGGAAAGGGGAUUACCUGGUAUUCCAGGUACUCCUGGCCUUCCAGGACAUGAUGGAAUGCAAGGUGAAGAAGGUGCUCAAGGUCUUCCUGGCCAUCCUGGAGAACUCGGACCAAGAGGCUUUCCAGGACCGAGAGGCUUUCCCGGCAUGCCAGGACCUCCCGGAAUACCGGGAUCUGAAGGUGGCCCUGGUGUGAAAGGGCUUGCAGGUCCAUCUGGACAGCCUGGUGCACCAGGACAAACUGGUGCAAUGGGAGCUGUUGGGCCUCCUGGACCUCAGGGACCCCUUGGCCCUCCCGGUCUUCAGGGUCCCAUUGGAAAACCUGGUUUUCCAGGUCUUCCCGGAGCUGAUGGUUUACCCGGGAGGCCUGGUAACCCCGGGCCACCCGGAUCUAAAGGUGAAACAGGGGUUGCCGGUAUACAAGGUCCUAUUGGAUUUCCCGGGCCCAGAGGAUUAAAAGGGGAUGAAGGAAAACGUGGACUUCGUGGUGAAAAAGGAGAUAAGGGUGAAAGAGGUCAUGAAGGUGAAAAAGGGGAUAUUGGAACGAAAGGGGAUGCUGGACCACUUGGGCCACAAGGAUCUUCAGGCCAGGAAGGUUCAGAAGGACCAAAGGGUAUGGAAGGUCCGAGAGGAGAAGUAGGUCCACAAGGAUUGAAAGGGGAGAGAGGAAAACCGGGGUCUCCUGGUUUUCAAGGGUACCCUGGUUCCCCAGGAGACAAGGGUGACAAAGGUUCUGAAGGGAAACAAGGUUCAACUGGAGAAAAAGGAGAACAAGGCAUUCCUGGGCAAUCUGGCGAAAGAGGAGAACCCGGUCCUAGAGGAUACAGAGGAUUGAGGGGGAAACAAGGAAUGGAAGGCUUAGUCGGACCUAAGGGAGACACAGGACAACCAGGUCCUGCUGGCCCACAAGGUGAAAGAGGACCACAAGGUAUGGAGGGUCCCAGAGGAUUCAUCGGACCUCAGGGCCCUACAGGAACUAAUGGUAAGGAUGGCCAUCCUGGUCAGCCAGGAGAACGUGGACCACCUGGAGAACCGGGUGCACCUGGCCCCCCUGGAGUUGUUGGUGUGAUCGGACCACCUGGAAAUGCAGGAGAACCAGGACCAAUUGGAGAGCCAGGAGUUGCCGGGCCAGUUGGAGCACCUGGUGAAGUUGGACCUCCUGGAGAAAAUGGAAAAGAUGGCCCUCCUGGUCCCCCUGGGCCUCAAGGUAAACAAGGACCAACAGGAUCUUCUGGUUUGCAAGGCUUCCCUGGAGAAAGAGGACUCCCAGGACUGAUGGGUCUGCCAGGAUUAAAAGGUGAGCCAGGCCCUCCAGGCCCUUCUGGUCCUACUGGUGAUAAGGGACAAAUAGGGGAACCUGGAAAAGAAGGACCACUAGGACCUGAGGGAAGGAAGGGACAAACAGGUCCUCCCGGAGUUGCUGGAUCAAAAGGAGAUAGGGGACCGAUCGGCCAACCCGGACCAGUAGGAAGAGAUGGCCUUCCCGGUCCUAGAGGACUGCCUGGACAACCUGGCCCACAAGGUCUGCCUGGAGAGGAUGGUGACAAGGGAGAAUCUGGUCCUCCGGGGGAAAAGGGCUUUAAAGGAACAAAAGGAGAGAUAGGAUUACCUGGCCCGACUGGAACUCAAGGAUUAAGAGGAGAACCAGGUCCAAUAGGGGCCCCAGGAGAAAAAGGACCUCCAGGUGAAAUUGGACGACAAGGCGCCAAAGGAGAAGAUGGACCCCAUGGCCCACCAGGACCACCGGGCCUUGCUGGAUCCCCUGGGCUGCCGGGUCCACCUGGAAUCAAAGGAGAAGUGGGAGAUGUUGGCCCAAGAGGUGCAACUGGGCCAGCAGGAAGCCCAGGAGAGAUAGGUCCAAGGGGCCCAAAGGGUACUGAAGGGCCAAUGGGUUCUCCAGGCCUAGAAGGACAACAAGGCCCAGUUGGAGAGCCCGGAAACCCAGGGCCACCCGGUCCUCCAGGUCUCGAUGGUAAACCGGGUGAAAGAGGUCUUCAAGGCCCAAAAGGAGAUGAAGGAAAAAUGGGACCUCAGGGUUCAGUGGGGCCAAGGGGUGUACCAGGACCUGAAGGCCCAAAAGGCAAUGUCGGUCCACCAGGGUUUCCUGGGCCCCAAGGAGAACAAGGUUUGCAAGGGGAGAAAGGCGAUGUUGGUCCUCCAGGGCCAGAAGGUAAAACAGGAGAGCCAGGACCUCCUGGGGAAGCCGGUGAACCGGGAAAACUUGGUCCAAUGGGCCCAGCAGGGAAAUUAGGAGCUGACGGACCACCUGGCCUUCAAGGAAGUAUGGGUCUCCCAGGAGACAAAGGAGAUCAGGGUCCACCUGGUCCAAUUGGUUUGCAGGGUCUUAUAGGUCCUUCAGGCGAAAGAGGCUUACCUGGAGUACCGGGUCCUACGGGUAGCACUGGUCCUGCCGGGGAAGUCGGAUUACCAGGAAGACCAGGAUUGGAUGGUCCUCAGGGAGCUAUUGGAGAAGCAGGAGUAAAGGGUGCAAAAGGAGAAAGAGGUAGAAGAGGACCUAAAGGACACAGAGGUAUCACAGGUGCUCAAGGAUUAGUCGGCCCAAUGGGCGAACAAGGGCCAAAAGGGGAUCCAGGACCAAGAGGAAAGGAAGGUCCAAAAGGAGAUCCAGGUCUACAAGGUAUUGAAGGGAUGAAAGGAAUCGAGGGCCCUCCAGGUCUUCCUGGUCAAGAAGGUCCACAAGGAUUAAAAGGAUCUCAAGGUGUAGCUGGCCAAAAGGGAGAAACAGGACCACCCGGUCCUCCUGGGCCACCAGGUCCUCCACUCGAUAUGCCCAUUUUGCCACCAGAACUGUUUCAAAAUGAUGGAUUCAGAUUUCGCCGAGAUGCCUCAUCUGCCACAACGGAGGAUGGCCAAUUUUUGAAAAAUGAAAUAGAAUCUCCUAACUUCUUUGACGUCUACUCUAAUAUUUAUUCAAUGAGAAGGGAUUUGGAUAGGGCAAGAAAACCACCUGGUACCAAAGAAAAUCCGUCUAGGUCUUGCAAAGAUUUGUUCUUUGGAUAUCCACAUUUCAAGAACGAUUGGUACUGGAUCGACCCGAACCUUGGAAUGCCAGAUGAUGCUAUAUAUGUCUUCUGCAAUAUGACAAACAGCGGUGAAACUUGCAUCUAUCCUGACAUACAUUCUAGUCAGAUGCCGAAUAUCCCCUGGCGCAAAGACGGAGAAAAGUUAGACUGGUAUUCAAAUCUCAGAGGUGGUUUUAAGAUAACAUAUGAAACUAUAGGAACUGUUCAAAUGACCUUUUUGAGGUUGUUGAGUGAAAAGGGUUUCCAGAAUUUCACAUACACAUGCAUAAAUUCAGUCGCCUGGUACAGCUCCAAGGAUUUGAACUACAAUUUGUCAAUCAAACUGAAAGGAGAAGAUGACACCAUCUACUCAAAUUCUGGAAUCAUGCCGAAUAUUUUGCUUGAUGGUUGUAAGAAUGGCAAAUCAAAAAGUGAAACCAUUUUUGAGAUACUGACAGACAAUCUUGAAACUCUGCCUGUGGUAGACUUCUUCCCAGUAGACUAUGGCCUACCGCACCAAGCUUUCGGUUUUGAAGUCGGCCCAGUCUGUUUUAAAUAAUUUUUGAA